UUCAACGAGAAGUAAUUUUUCAUUUUCUAAUUCUGACAUUGACAUCUAUGAAAUAUUAAAGUUAAAUUUUGCUUAUCAUUGCGUUUGGAAAUUUAAAUUGAUUUUAUUUUGUGUAGUUAAACUUUUCACCAAUUUUUAUACAUAAAUAAAAAUAAAAUGUUUGGAAGGCAGAGUGGGUUAUCUGGAGGAUCAGGUGGUAAUAGUCUUGUCGAAUUUAGAGCUGGGAAAAUGAAUAUGGUUGGUAAAAUGGUUCAUCCGGAUACUAGAAAAGGUUUGGUUUACCUGUCUCAAGCCGAUGAUGGAUUAAUCCAUUUUUGUUGGAAAGACAGAAAUACUGGAAAAAUCGAGGAUGAUUUGAUUGUGUUCCCUGAUGAUUUUGAGUUCAAACGUGUAGAACAAUGCAAAACGGGUCGAGUUUAUGUUUUAAAAUUCAAAACUUCCACUCGAAGAUUAUUUUUUUGGAUGCAAGAACCAAAAACAGAUAAAGAUGAUGAAUUUUGUCGCAGGGUUAAUGAAACUAUGAAUAACCCUCCUUCUGCAAAUCGCAGCAAUAGUAACGACAGUGGAGACUUACAAUACAUGCUAAAUAAUAUGUCUCAACAACAAUUAAUGCAGCUUUUUGGUGGAGUGGGUCAAAUGGGUGGUUUAAGUUCAUUAUUAGGCUCUAUGAAUCGUUCAUCAGACUCUUCUCGUUCGACAACAACACCAACAUCAAAUCGUAGCUCUUCCAAUACAAAUUCAGCAACAGGUGGAAAUAGUAAUAGCACUGCAACCCCUACAGUAACUCAAACUCCUGAAAACGCAUCAUCAGGGGUGAGAACACCCUCAGCCCCAACAAAAAAAUUUGGUACCGCUAGAGUUACUUUGCCUGAUCUUCAAAAUUAUCUUUCAGCACUUUCUCCGGAAUCUGGUUCUUCUACAUCUCGCGCACCGACUGUUGAUUUAUCAAGUGCAGUUUCAGCAAACGCGGAAGAAGUUAAUAAAGUUUUAUCAGAUCCCGACUGCGUUAAAACCCUAGUAGAACAUUUACCUGACAUUGGAACUGAUGAGCCUAUGUCUCAGCAGUUAAAAGAUACCCUUUUAUCACCGCAAUUUCAACAAGCUAUGUCAAUGUUUUCGAGUGCAUUACAAUCAGGACAACUUGGGCCUGUUUGUUCGCAGUUCAAAUUAUCACCAGAAGCAGUAGCAGCUGCAAAUACGGGAGAUUUGGAACAAUUUGUAAAAGCCCUAGAAAAAUCUGCCAAAGAAAAGGCAAAAGAAGAGGAAGAACAAAAAAAAGAAGAGGAAAAAUAAUAUCCCUUUUGCUUUUUUAAGUUGUAUGCAGUUUCAAAUACAUUUUGAUCUUUACGUUUAUCGAGAAAUUAUCUAAUAAAUAUUUAAGAAAAUAAGCUAAAAA
Condylostylus longicornis is the source of this 1396-nucleotide messenger RNA. RefSeq names its product proteasomal ubiquitin receptor ADRM1 homolog (gene Rpn13). The transcript has 2 exons. The coding region runs from base 157 to 1293 and encodes 378 amino acids. Gene Ontology annotation, molecular function: endopeptidase activator activity; ubiquitin binding; proteasome binding. Gene Ontology annotation, cellular component: cytoplasm; nucleus; proteasome regulatory particle, lid subcomplex. NCBI's taxonomy places the organism in Eukaryota, Metazoa, Arthropoda, Insecta, Diptera, Dolichopodidae. Gene Ontology annotation, biological process: ubiquitin-dependent protein catabolic process. The record is from RefSeq and is a predicted model, not a curated record.